CCUUGCUGACCGAGCGUUCACAUCCAGAAAAACCACGGGUGGUCAGACCCUGACUCGGUUCAACACGCACAUUACUGAGCUCCGUGGGCCGCACUGGGGCAUUCCCGUCACCAGUGGCGUGUACUAUCCCACCACGUACACCUCCAUGGCCCGAGGCACCAGGACGCAACAGAUCAUCGUCGCAACUCCGGACUGGAUGGAUUACAAUUUCACCGUGUACCACGGGAAGCCACCUUGCUACGAUUAUGACACCUGCUACGACUUUUGCCUUGAUGAAGACCGCGACAUGUACCCCAUCAUUGGUCCAACCAGGUACCCCACCGCCGCGAUCGAUUUCGAAAAUGGUGAUGCAUGGUACAUCGCAGCUUGUGUCGCCGCCGCCUUCAUCCUUCUGCUCGGCUCACUCUGCUGCUGUGCAGCGGCCCUCCGUCGCCGCCGCACCAAUUCUCUGUCGGAGAAGCUCGGCCGCAAACUCACGCAACUGCCCACCGAGAUCAUCGUCAACCAAGCCACCGGCACCGCCGUGGAUACCGCUACCGGCCAACCCGUCGAUCCCUCCACUGCCACCGCAGUCAUCAGCGGUUCCGCCGCCGGGGCCGAAGCCGGACGCAAGCAAUCCACCAUGACCACCAGCGGCAACGACGAUGGCAAAGGCACCUCAGCCCGCCGUGCCGAAGAGGGUCGUGGCCGCGUCAACUUCGAAGAUGGUGGCCGUCCUGGCAACGAGGCCCCGCCGCCCGAGCGUACCACCGUUACCGAAGUCGAACCUGCACCCCAGCCCGCCCCAGCCCCGGCCCCGGCCCCGGCCACCGAGACCGAGCGAACAGAGCGCGUGGAGACCAAGCCCGCCGGCCAGACCGAUGGCACCUUCGACCUCGCUACUACCGGCCGCCAAAUCCUCGACACCGGCUCCAUGCGUGGUCGUAAGCGCGGCCGUGUUGAAGGUGCUGCCAAGGGGCCUCCCUUUGGCUUCUAAGACAUUGAUGCAUUGUCCAACACUCGACUGGUUCACGACUGCUUCCGAUGAUUGGGAUGUCGGCAUGGGCUGACGAGGAGAUGGACGUCGACGGAACCCCCUACUU
Neohortaea acidophila is the source of this 1082-nucleotide messenger RNA. RefSeq lists its product as uncharacterized. Bases 146 to 976 code for a protein of 276 amino acids. The record is from RefSeq and is a predicted model, not a curated record. Lineage: Eukaryota; Fungi; Ascomycota; Dothideomycetes; Mycosphaerellales; Teratosphaeriaceae. The transcript has a single exon.